Molecule: messenger RNA, 1539 nt
Organism: Diaporthe citri
Lineage: Eukaryota; Fungi; Ascomycota; Sordariomycetes; Diaporthales; Diaporthaceae
Exons: 3
Coding region: 1-1539 (512 amino acids)
Biological process (GO): [2Fe-2S] cluster assembly
Cellular component (GO): mitochondrion; nucleus; cytosol
Molecular function (GO): cysteine desulfurase activity; pyridoxal phosphate binding
Source: RefSeq, a predicted model, not a curated record
AUGACCAGUAUCGGAUCAUCUGCAUUGAGGCAGGCGUCGCGCCUGACCUCCAAGAAUACAUCAUUAUCAGCCUCCCUGCGACGGGCGUCACGGACACCCAAGGUGGCGACAGUCCUGCCCCAGACAGCAGCAUCACGGCGAUGCUACGUCACUGAGACUAAGAGAGACAAUGCACAAGUAGCAGAGCCCAAGAUUGAGACUGCGAUACGCCUGGACAAGGCAGCUCUGCAGAACUCGGGUCUGGCCGUGGGGGCACAGCAGGAUGGGAACAUGCUCGUCAGUCCCAUGGCAGAGGUUCUGAAGGAAGCCACAUUGAUGGAUGAGGGUCAACGGCCGAUAUAUCUCGACAUGCAAGCCACCACACCCGUCGACCCUCGCGUGCUCGACGCGAUGCUCCCUUUCUACGUCAAUGUAUUCGGAAACCCGCACUCCCGAACACAUGCUUACGGCUGGGAGAGCGAGAAGGCGGUCGAGGAAGCGCGAGGGCACAUUGCGAGGCUCAUUGGUGCCGACCCGAAAGAGAUCAUCUUCACCAGCGGCGCCACGGAGAGUAAUAAUAUGAGUAUCAAGGGCGUGGCGAGAUUCUUUGGCCGGUCGGGCAAGAAGAGGCAUAUCAUCACCACCCAGACCGAGCACAAGUGCGUCCUGGACAGCUGCAGGCAUCUGCAGGACGAGGGCUACGAAGUCACCUACCUUCCCGUGAUGGACAACGGGCUGGUCAAUAUGGACGAGCUCAAGGCCGCGAUCAGGCCCGAAACGGCGCUUGUCAGUAUCAUGACUGUCAACAACGAGAUCGGAGUCAUCCAGCCGAUCGAGGAGAUUGGCAAGCUCUGCCGGCAGAACAAGGUGUUCUUCCACACAGAUGCCGCGCAGGCCGUCGGCAAGAUCCCGUUGGAUGUCAACGCCAUGAACAUUGACUUGAUGUCAAUCUCAUCACACAAAAUCUAUGGUCCCAAGGGCAUUGGAGCCUGUUACGUCCGGAGACGGCCUCGUGUGAGGAUUGACCCUAUCAUCAGCGGAGGCGGUCAAGAGAGAGGGUUGAGGAGCGGUACCCUCGCGCCACCGCUGGUUGCCGGCUUUGGAGAGGCGUGCCGCAUCGCCUACGAAGAGAUGCCGUAUGACACGAAGCGCAUCAAGUAUCUCUCGGACAAGCUGCUGAAGGGCCUCCUCGCCCUGGAGCACACCAGCCAGAACGGCGACCCGAACCAUUUCUAUCCCGGCUGUGUCAAUGUGUCCUUCGCUUACGUGGAGGGUGAAUCCCUUCUUAUGGCUCUAAAGGACAUCGCCCUUUCAUCCGGCAGUGCCUGCACAUCAGCGUCGCUGGAGCCCAGCUACGUCUUGAGGGCUCUGGGCAACAGUGACGAGAGCGCGCACUCCAGCAUCCGGUUCGGUAUUGGGCGCUUUACCACGGACCUCGAGAUCGACUACGUUCUCAAGGCAGUGCAGGAGCGGGUGACGUUCCUUCGCGAGCUCAGUCCUCUCUGGGAGUUGGUCCAGGAGGGUGUCGACUUGAACACCAUUCAAUGGAGCCAGCAUUAG